AUGAUUAAAACAGAUAUGAAUUGUAUAAGAAAUGAUAGAAAAGAAACAUCACCAAUCGGAUUAAAUAAUGAUUAUAGUGCUGAAGGAUAUGAACCUUUUUUACAAAAAUAUUUUAGAACAGAAACAGAACAAAGUAAUAAUAAUAAUUCAACAUUUAAUCAUUCAUCAAAUCCACCUUCUAUUCCAUCUACACCAACAAAACAUUUUCAUCAAAUUUUAUUUAAUGAAGAUUAUUUAAGAUUAUCACAAGAUCAAACAGGAAGUAGAACUGUUCAACAUAAAAUAGAAACAUCAACAACAGAACGAGAUAUAAUUUUUGAUUCAAUAGAAAAAGAAGCAGUAACACUUUCUAAAGAUGUUUUUGCUAAUUAUGUUAUUCAAAAAUUAUUUGAAUUUGGUGUAUUUUGGCAAAAAAGUCAAUUAAUUAAACGAUUAACAGGAUCAUUUGUUGAAUUAUCAUUACAUAUGUAUGGAUGUAGAGUAGUACAAAAAGCAAUAGAAUUUGUAGAUGAUAUUGAUAAAAGAAUCAUUUUUAAUGAAAUAGAAGAUAAUAUUAUUGCAUGUAUUCAAGACCAAAAUGGAAAUCAUGUAAUUCAAAAGUGUGUUGAGAAAGGAGACUUAAAAAUUAUUGAUUCAAUUAUUUUUGCAUUUAAAGGAAGAGUAUUAGCAUUUUCACAACAUCCAUAUGGAUGUAGAGUAAUUCAACGUAUUUUAGAAAAAAUACCACCUGAAAAAAGUUAUCCAUUGUUAGAAGAAAUUCUUCCUAAUACACUUGAAUUAUCUAAAGAUCAAUAUGGUAAUUAUGUUAUUCAAUAUAUUGUUGAAAAAUGUCCAUCUGAAAGAAAUAAAAUUAGAAAAGCAUUACAAGGAAAUAUUGCAUUAUUAUCUAUGCAAAAAUAUUCUUCUAAUGUCAUUGAAAAAUGUUUUAUGUGUGCUAAUCUUAAAGGAAGACAAGAAAUUUUAAAAGAAAUUUAUGGAGUUAAAAAAGAUGGUGCUCCUUUAUUAAUGAUGAUGAGAGAUCAAUAUGCCAAUUAUGUAGUUCAAAAAAUAAUAGAAAAUGUUAGUGAUGAAGAUCGUGAAUUUAUGGUAAAUAAUGUGGUUUUACCACAAAUUAAUUCUUUAAGAAAAGUACCUUAUGCUAAACACAUAUUGGUUUUAUUACAAAAUUAUGGUGUUGAUGUGUAA
This is a messenger RNA of Entamoeba histolytica HM-1:IMSS, 1185 nucleotides long. RefSeq names its product pumilio family RNA-binding protein. Gene Ontology annotation, cellular component: cytoplasm. The record is from RefSeq and is a predicted model, not a curated record. Gene Ontology annotation, biological process: post-transcriptional regulation of gene expression. NCBI's taxonomy places the organism in Eukaryota, Evosea, Mastigamoebida, Endamoebidae. The transcript has a single exon. Bases 1 to 1185 code for a protein of 394 amino acids. Gene Ontology annotation, molecular function: mRNA 3'-UTR binding.